AUGGCAGCCAUGAAGCAUGGCAAGACAAAUCAAGACGACGUAUGUUACGUUGUCGCAAAAUACGAUUAUGGAGCUCAGGGAGCACAGGAGUUGGAUUUACGGAAAAAUGAACGUUAUCUAUUGUUAGAUGAUUCUAAACACUGGUGGAGAGUGCAGAGUGCACGCGGGCAAGCUGGGUACGUGCCGAGUAAUUAUGUUAAAAAGGAAAAACCGUCCCUGUUUGACAGUAUAAAAAAGAAGGUUAAAAAGGGUUCGGGUUCGAAAACCUUACCGUCCGGUAAUUCACCUUCACGUGCUGUCGAAUCACCAAUAAUGGCACGAAGAUUACCAGCCGAUCCUAGUGAAGCAAUAGGUACAGCGGUUGUUAAGUACAACUAUCAAGCACAACAAGCAGAUGAGUUGUCGCUGGUCAAGGGCACGCGAAUCCUCAUACUUGAGAAAAGCAACGAUGGCUGGUGGAGAGGCCAAAGUGGCACUCAGGCGGGCUGGUUUCCCUCCAACUACACUCAAGAAGAGGGUGACGCUGACGAUACGCUGCAUACGUAUGCUAUGGCAGAAAACGUUCUUGACAUUGUUGUCGCUCUCUACUCUUUUUCGUCUAACAACGACCAAGAGCUUUCUUUUGAAAAAGGUGACCGACUAGAGAUCCUUGAUCGUCCUCCAGCAGAUCCUGAGUGGUAUAAAGCGAGAAACGGACAAGGUCAAAUUGGUCUUGUACCACGCAAUUAUUUACAAGAGCUCAGUGAAUAUUUGACUCAACCAUAUCGCGAUCGUGGCAUGACGACUAGUGAAAUUAGCACUGGAGACUCACUUGAACGAAGGCCUGAUCCUGGAGAUCGACCGCAUCUUAUUGGUAAACCCUGGUAUUACGGCAGCAUAACAAGAUCUCAAUGUGACACUCUUCUUAAUCAACAUGGCCACGACGGCGACUUUCUUAUUAGAGAUAGUGAAACUAAUAUGGGAGAUUAUUCAGUUUCAUUAAAAGCACCUGGACGAAAUAAACAUUUUAGGGUACACGUUGAAGGGGCACUUUAUUGUAUUGGCCAAAGAAAAUUUCAUACACUUGAUCAAUUAGUUGAUCAUUAUCAACGAGCGCCAAUUUAUACCAAUAAGCAGGGUGAAAAAUUAUACUUGGUGCGUCCCCUGCCUAAAGGUAAUUCUAAUAGCAACGGUUGCUAG
This is a messenger RNA of Cotesia congregata, 1179 nucleotides long. Lineage: Eukaryota; Metazoa; Arthropoda; Insecta; Hymenoptera; Braconidae. The record is from the annotation of a GenBank genome assembly.